GGUGGUGGUGGUGGUGCUUCUUAUAUAUUUGUAUGUCGAAGUAAGCACACAUUCGUUGAGCAAAACUUGCCAGUUGGAGGAACGACUGCUUGCAUGAGGGUCGAGAAAAUAGAGGAGACUCAAACGUGUGAUUCAAGUGCUGUGUGGUGCUCUCGCCGAAGAUCACAACUACUACAAGUGGACAAUUUCUCUACCAUCCAGUUCUAAUUGUUUAUUUGCCUUUGGGAGAGGUUUUUCGUCCCUUUGGCAUUACAUAACUUUUGAGGUCGAAGCCUGAAGGCCGUUUGCCCUUCAGUCAGCCGGGCCCCCAAGAGUGUCUCUCUCAGCAACUGCGACCCAACCGUGGCUCUCCUUCUCUCGAUCUCCUGUCUCUCCUUCAUUCUAAAAACCACCCAAGAUCCAUCGUGGAGAGAAGAGUAGGAAGACUCAGAUGAUGCUCAGAAGAGAGGAGGAUGAUUUGAUGGUCGAGGCGGCCAUUGGUAACGCUACUGCCACUACAAUGGCUCCUGAAGAAGGCCACAUGAAGGCCAGAAACGUUGGUGGAGAACGAAGACGAAGGAGAGGAGAGGGCCUCGUUAGUUGCUCCAGAAACGCAGAAAUCAUCUUCGAGUGCACGAUUUUCCUGCCGGCAUUGUUUGUCUCUUUCGAAGUGCUCAAAGAAAAGCUUGGCCUUUUUUUAUAGUGCUUCAAUCCCAACUGUCCGGCCAAAUGGACGGAUUAGAAGUGGAGGGAAGCUUUAGUAAAGACUCUUGAAUUGUCCAGGACAAUUGUCGUUAUUAUUUGCUCAUCUCCAUUGUGUACAAGGAACGAAGAAGGAGAACAAAAAAAGCAGUUCUUUUUGAUUCACUGCGCUGGUCCAACCCCAAUUCUGAAGAUAUUGCAGAGCGUAUACCGAGGAUCGACCGGACUUUGUAUGCAAACAAGAGGGUCAGAAACGGAAGGAAGUGUUCAUCAACAACUGCUAGAACUACACAUACUUCCUCCAUUGCCACGGACCUCGUAUUUUUUUCCAUGUGAGUCUCAACUAGACUUGACAUUGGCAAUCCAAACAAAGGGAAUUGAUUGGCAGAGAAAACGACAGAGAUAGAGACCAGAAAAAGGGGCGAUAGACUCACGCAAAUCGCACAUUCUUGGAGCCAUAGUGGUGAGAAUGAAGGGGGAAACAACAAAAUGCAGCCAGAAAAGAGUGAUAGCCAAGUAGAGAAGCAGAAUUCCUUCAUCCGUCACGCCUCACCUGCUCGUCUUCAUUCUCGAACACCUCCAGAGAAUUGAGAAUCAACGAGACAAAAAGUACCAAAUGUUCAAAAGUCAGGAACUCGACCGGAUUUUUCCCUGAGUGUAUUUACAUUUGCCCACAUUUUUCCCCAUCCUCUCGGGGCAUUUUUGGAGCAAGUCUCCACCAGCAAAAAGAAUCACGACGUGAAAUCCAAACAGUCUGGAACGAAUCAUCAUCGUCCGGAGAUUGAAGGGAGGAAGAAAUAGGCGUGGACUUGCACGUGCUUUGUCAUAAUAAAUUCCGCAACUCGAUCAUAUUCGACAAGUUCAAUUUGUGACCAACCAACGCUCAGCUCAACAUUUCCAUAUCUUAUCUGAAGUGCGGCAUUAACGUCUCGAAAUCACCACCUCUCCCAUGAGAUAACAGACAGCUUUCAAAUCGGUGUUACUUUUGGUGUUAUUUAUCGCUUGGGGUCGAGGAUUCAUCACCAAGAAGAGGGUGAAUGUGACCAAGACGCUCUGGGAUCACUACGGGAUCGUUUGAUGAUCGUCCCCGUAACAAUCCCAACAUAGUAGUUCAGCCUGCUCAGAUCCUAAGGUUUCGAUAUCUUUUCCGGGACUCUGUACACAUUGUGGAUAGGGGAAGACAGGGGGAACAGCACUUUGAGCAAGGGACCAAAUCGAGGUCAUAGCUGCGAAAAAUAUUUGGGAAGCUGCUCCACCAAAAAGUGAGCGGAGGAGGAAAGCUCCUGAAAGGAGUAAAUCAUCAUCAGUGAAUAUUACGUUCAGCUCAGAGAGGCUCAGAGUGACAUGUGCGGGUUAGAACUGACUUGCCUUGACUAAUGACAAUUUGUGAAUUCAUCAGUGCUCAUGGGAAGACUCAUUCAAACUCACCGGCUGAGUUCCUAGACCUGGUCCACACGACUGAUUGACUUGAAACUGCUGAGGAUUUGUCUUCUUUGUGAUCUGUCAAACUUUAAAACUUGACGAACUUCCAAUCGAUUUGGCCUUGAGUGUGCAAACGUGUUGGUGACAAUUGAUUGUUUAAGUCCAAAAAAACGAGAAUUCCGCUAUCCGGCAUAAAAUUCCCCUAGAUAUGUGCAAAUAUCAGCGAUCUCAGUCGUAAUCUCAGAUCCAGUUUGAAAACGACCUCGAUCAUCAGUCAAAUCUCAUCAUGAUCUCGACGAGGAGGAUUGUCUACAUUUGCCUGGUGCUUCUUGUCCCUGGAUCCAUGGCCUCGCCGAGGAUUGAUUUUCCUGAGCAACGGCACGACCUCGUCAAAUUGAGCCCUCAAGAAAGCUGCUACUACCAGGGAUACAACAAGAAACUGAUCUGUGUGUGUAACAGUACGGAUACCUCAGCCUAUCUUCAUCUUCGCAUGAAGUAUUAUGAGUUCUCCGAGGGCAACGAGAUCCAAGAAGUGCGGAUUCAGCAAUGCAAGGAACUUCUAGUCAGAUUGGACCUCCGAGGUGUGGAUGCCACCAAAGCGCCCAUUCAUUUCCGUCAGAUUCGCAAGGUCAAGAUCGAGAAGAUCAUGUUUGAGCCCAGAUACAGCGUGUCCCAAGAGUUGGAGCUCGUCUUCGACAAUGUCGAAGAGCUUUUGUUCGAGGAUCUCUUCGUGGAGGACACGCUCAAAAUCCGAGCGAACAAUGUGAAAGAUGCCAAAUUCAUCCGAUCCACAUUCGCUCACAUUCCGCCCAAAGGGUUCCAAAUAUCUCGCGCGAAGCUUUUGGAUAUUCGAGAUUCGACAUUCUUGAGAGUGUCAAAAGAAUCCAUCGUGGUGGAGAAGACCACGAAGGUCAUUGUUCUCAUGAAUGAGAUGACCAUCAAUGCUUUGAUGGUGGUCACCGCCACAGACGGGUCUUAUCUCAUGAUCUCGUGUAAUCGGUUACGAGGUCAGCCAGUCAGUCCCGAGUGCAGCAAAUCCACCACGACCACCACAACCACCACCUCGACCCUGCCGCCUCCUCCGGCUUUGUUGGAUAAUCAGGAGAAUCUGAGGAAAGGCGAGUCAAUCAAGUCCGGGGAUCACGACCACGAGCACUCCAUACUUCCCCAACUCUUGGGCGGUGUUUUGGGGGGCAUCAUUCUUAUUCUUCUGAUCGUGAUUUUCUUCAUAUGCUUUAUGAAACGGAAGCGACGUAAUCCGCCAGAAACCGUGACCGACAAUGGAACCAAACCGGAUGUGGUGGAAGUAGAAAUGGAUAAGGAUUCGGGUAAACCUCCCACUGACUCGCCAGAACCCCCUAAAGAAUCCGAUUCACUUCUGGAACCUCCAGUUCCAGUUCAAGAGGGCGACGAAGACGACGACGACGAGGACAAGCCUCGGUUCUCAGCCCCGAUCUGGUUGGAUGAAAUCCACAAGAACAAGAUUUUCAAUCGUCAGAAGAGCCUUCUGUCACACGAGGGACUCAAAGAGUUGGCCGAGGGAACCAAAGCCCCGGUCAUUCCCGAGGAACAAGAACCGCUUCCAGUCCAUACCUUGCCCUUGAAGACGUCGCCCCAAUUCACUCACAGCGAGGAUGAGAUGAAAGAGAGCUCCAGAACAGAGUCGGAUGAGGAUUUCCGAGAGAAGUUCACACCAGAGACGACUUUAGGGACGGUCAAGAGUCCAGAGGGAUCCAGACACGUGGAGCAAACAUUAGUCUAAACAAACUCUCUCACAGAAUAUAUCUAAUCUAACCUGGUUUCAAUCGAAGCCUUAUUUCUAGAAGCUAAUAUAUUGUGUACUACAACUUAUGUAAUGAUUGACCUGAGCUUGACUGUGCUAUUCAUCAUAGAGCGAAAUAAAUAUAAUUCCUAAGAA
Molecule: messenger RNA, 4021 nt
Organism: Tigriopus californicus
Lineage: Eukaryota; Metazoa; Arthropoda; Copepoda; Harpacticoida; Harpacticidae
Exons: 3
Coding region: 2390-3865 (491 amino acids)
Source: RefSeq, a predicted model, not a curated record